Molecule: messenger RNA, 1863 nt
Organism: Syngnathus acus (greater pipefish)
Lineage: Eukaryota; Metazoa; Chordata; Actinopteri; Syngnathiformes; Syngnathidae
Gene: tapbp.1
Product: TAP binding protein (tapasin), tandem duplicate 1
Exons: 9
Coding region: 318-1616 (432 amino acids)
Biological process (GO): antigen processing and presentation of endogenous peptide antigen via MHC class I
Cellular component (GO): membrane
Source: RefSeq, a predicted model, not a curated record
ACCGUUGAACUUUAAAUAAUCACAAGAUGAAUCAAGUAGUGUGUUGCACCUUGAAAGAUAAGUGAUAAAUUACCAUAUUAACCACUCAAAAGCUUUUCUUUUCUCCACCAGUGACAUGACCCUCUAAGCGAGCCGAGGUUCCAGGAGAAAGAAAAAAAUUGUAUGACUACAGAAGAAGGAGCAACGAAUUAAAGCGAGAGUGAAAGCGAAAGUAUAAACUCAGACACGUUACGGUUGCGCAGCUCCUUUUCUCUGAAAGGACAACAAAAAGAAAACGAAGAGAAGAACAAGAAGAAGCAGCAAGGAGCGCAACAACCAUGACGAAUUUCUGGUCAAUUUGUAAUAUCUUUCUGCUUUGCUGCUUGGUCCAAGCCUGCCACAGCCACUCCUGUCCUGGGCUGGAGUGCUGGUAUAUGAACGAGAAGGCAGCUGGAGGUCUAGCGGCGCCCCCAAGCCAGGUGAAGUCGCUGCUUCGCAUCAAGACGAAAGGCCACCGCACAGCCAGCCUCGAAGAUUUGACCGAUCCCAGUAUCCUGAGAGUCUACACUGUCGCCGAUCCGGAGGCGACUCUGUGUCACCGCUCACGCAGAAGCUCAACCCGCAAGCCUCAUUGUGAGCUCAGCCGCUUCCAGCCGCAGUACUCCGCCCUCUCGUGGGCCUCCAGCCUCUCAGAUGAGCUCAGCCCUAUAUACCUGCAAGCCGACUGGUUUUCUGCCACUGUUCAGGACCUGGACGAACGACGCGGCACGGCCAGCAUCAUGCGUGCCCCCACCGAAACCAACGAGCUGGACGUGGUCCUCAGCGUGACUACCACAACGGUGGUGCAGUCCAGACUCGGUGAGCCGGUGCUGCUGCAAUGCCAGUUCUGGGCCAACCCCGCAUCUCCCCUAUCUGGAUCGGGCUUUGCCGUGGAGUGGCGCUACCAGUCCCACGGCAGCGGACGACUGCUUCUGGCCUAUGACGGAAAAUCGGACCGGGUAUUUGACUCCCCGGAGGAAGGCAUGAAAAUGGACUUUGAGGAGCUGCACCGAAAUGGCAACGCCUCCCUGGUGCUGCAGGAAGCCCAAGUGCACCACUCCGGAAUGUACAUUUGCAUGGUGUACCUGCCACAUCUUCUCGCUCAGGUCACCAUUCAUCUGGAGGUUGCAGAACCUCCUUCCCUAUCCAUCCACCCGUCCCCGUUGCCCCUCACCGCUCCGGGCCAGAGUUUGACAGUCCACUGUGAGGCCUCAGGUUUCACCCCCCAUUCCCUGGAGCUGAGCUGGGACUUGAAAGACCCCGAUGGCAAGACCAGGUCGUUGGGACCCGGUCACCUUACGGGCCACAAGCAGGCCUGGGACGGCACCUACAGCCAAGGCACCCGGUUGGAGCUCAACACGUCUGAUCCGGAGCUGGGCCGCGGAGGGGAGCUCACCUGCGUCGCCAAACAUCCCGGCGGUACACGUCGUGCCAGCGUGGCACUCAGAGUCAUCGGCUUCAGCACACCAUCCUUGGAGGACUCCAUGAUGAUGUUGGCCGUGGCCCUUGUGCUCUACGGCCUCAUCAAGUUCGUCUCUUGGCUCUUCCUCCCCUCAGGUCCAGCUGAGGCAGUGGAAACAGAAAAGAAAGAGAAUUGAAGAGACUUACCCACCUUGUCACCCUACACUGAAGAAUCCAAAUACAAUAAGUCAUUUUAACAAAUUGGACUUUUUACUUGUUACUCAUUAAUUUUAUUGUGACAACCUGCAAGAUUUGUUUUGUAAAUACAAUGUUUUCUCAUUUUUUUAACUCCCUCCACACAAUAAUUAUCAAUGUUUCGGUGUGUGUGUGUGUUCUUUUUAAAUUACAACCAUAUUAAAACAAGGAAUAAAGGUGUGUUUUAGU